CGCCCAUCGCAGCAUCGCUCCUUGGUAACGACCACCAGAUGAAUUCCACUUGGAACGGUGAACGGUCGCAUCCUUGGACAGCGCAGAGUGCUCAUGAGUGCCGAAACAGUCCCUAUAGAGGAUCUCGGUAGCAAACCGUGCCUGAAGCCAUGUAUUCCUAUGUAUGGCCCAUGCAAUCUGCGAGAUCUCAAAGGAGGAGAGGUCAAAUCCUGGUGCACUUGCGGAUUAAGCACAACACAACCGUGGUGCGAUGAUGUCAGCCAUAAAGGAACGGGCUUCAAACCCAAACGAUGGAAAGUUCCGACCGAUCAGACAUUAUUCUCUAUUUGCAACUGCAAGUACACCCGCGACCCGCCUUAUUGCGAUGCUACCCGUGCGUAUACCCAUUUGAAUCAAUAUUGAUUUGCCUCUGAAAUACGUAAAGCAACAGAAGGAAUGUACAAAAGA
This is a messenger RNA of Fimicolochytrium jonesii, 447 nucleotides long. RefSeq lists its product as uncharacterized. Gene Ontology annotation, cellular component: intracellular membrane-bounded organelle. Bases 94 to 402 code for a protein of 102 amino acids. The transcript has 5 exons. Lineage: Eukaryota; Fungi; Chytridiomycota; Chytridiomycetes; Spizellomycetales; Powellomycetaceae. The record is from RefSeq and is a predicted model, not a curated record. Gene Ontology annotation, molecular function: 2 iron, 2 sulfur cluster binding.